Molecule: messenger RNA, 3372 nt
Organism: Arachis duranensis
Lineage: Eukaryota; Viridiplantae; Streptophyta; Magnoliopsida; Fabales; Fabaceae
Product: protein JOKA2
Molecular function (GO): protein binding; zinc ion binding
Source: RefSeq, a predicted model, not a curated record
GUAAAAGCGAGCAAAGCAUUGUACGGGUUCGAGUAACACUCUUAAAUUCCAAUCUGCUCUUCUAUCUUGCUCCGAGUUCUCUCGUCCGAUUAGGGUUAGGGUUUUACCAUUUCGUCUUUCGGAACUGCUACGCUUCUUUUCUCUGGAGCCAUGGAGUCUACUCAAGUGAUCAAGGUCAAGUAUGGAGAUACCCUCCGGCGAUUCACUGCUGGCAUCACUGAUAAUCACCUGGAUUUUGACAUGGCUGGUUUGAGGGCCAAGAUACUUUCUCUUUUCAAUUUAACUUCUGAUGCAAACUUUGAGCUUAAGUAUGUUGAUGAAGAUGGCGACUUGGUGACACUUGUGGAUGAUGAUGAUUUGCAUGAUGCAAUGAAGCAGCGCCUGAAAUUCUUGAGAAUUGAUGUGCAUAUCAGCAAUGACAGUGGUGCUAAGUCAUGUUCCAGCUUCACUUCCAGUGGAAGUGACACUACCUUAAAAAGUAGCGAUCAUGAAAAUUCUUCCUCCACAGCAAGAGGUCCACGGCGGAUUAUACGAGUGAGAUCUUCCAAAGCCAAUAGUCAACCUGCUGAGUCUGAAAAUGGAAAAUUUGGGACAGAGCCGAUGUCUGAGGCUCUUCAGAAGUUGGCAAAAUCAAGAGUUACAACUGGGAAUGCAACUUCUGCCAAUGGCAGUCAACAGGUGGAUACUGAAAAUGCAAGUGGAGCUACACCUGUUGUCAAAGCCUCAGUGACUGGGAACCCAACUUCAUCUGAUGCCAAUCAACAGGUAGAGGCUGAAAAUGCAUCUAGAGCUGUACCUCUUGUUAUAGCUCAUGAUGCUUUGAAUUCUGUCCCAGAGCCCCUGCGGGAAUCUGUUUCCAAGUUAAUUACUGAGUUGCUUACUUCAAGCCCGGUGAUUGCUCAGGCUGUUGAUUCAGCUUCCAAAACAGCAAAUUUUUCGUUCAAAAAAUGGCAGGCUAUUGCUGCAGCUGCUUCAAGUUCAAAAAAUGGUCUCCCUGGAAAAUCUUCCUCUCCCAAGGCAAGAGAUGCAGGUUCUACAUCUGGGGUUGCAGCUUCCAAUGCUAGCCAAACGGUGGAAUCUGAAAAUGUAGCUAAAUCUGUAGCUAUGGUUGUUACUCCAGAUUCUCUGAAGUCUCUGCCAGAAAACCUGUGCGAUGCUGUUUCUAAGUUUACAACCGACUUGCUGUCUUAUGGACCAGUGGCUGCUAAUAUUGCAGAUUCCAUUUCCAAAAUGGGAAUUCCAAGUCCUUAUUUCCAGGCUCAUGUUUCAGCUGGUGUAAAUUCACAGAAUGGCAUUCCAGGAGGAUCUGUUCCUUCUGAAGCAAGGAGAUCAGAGUCUGUCCAGGUGGAUUCCACUUCUACUGCUGGGCAACAGGUGGGAGCUGGAAAUCCAGAUAAAGGUUUUGUGCCAGGAGUUGCCCCAGUUGAUCUCAAUAUACUUCCCAGUGAUCCCGGUGCAUCUCACACCGCUGAUAUGAAUGCUACACCAAUUGCACCAGCAGUCCCUGAUGGUGAUGGCAAGAAGGGUAAAAAGUGUACUGAUGUUAGUUCAAGUAGCAAGGAUGAAAGUAUGGGGGUAUCUCCAAUUAAUGCUGCUCUUAAUAACUUCCCAACCCAGAUACCUCCAAAUUAUACUCCUUCCUAUUAUUAUCCGUUUAUGGGAGUGCAUCCUGAAUCAUCAUCCCAACUCAGAAGGCAAUUUUUUCGCUCAAUGAAAAAGAGCCCAAAUUCCGCCGAGGCUAGUGGCAUGUUCCACAAAGGAGUUCGCUGUGAUGGUUGUGGUGUCUAUCCCAUUACUGGACCUCGCUUUAAAUCCAAAGUGAAAGAAAAUUAUGAUCUCUGCAGCAUCUGCUUCAUUAAAAUGGGCAAUGAGAUGGAUUAUAUCAAAAUAGACCGUCCUGUGCAUCAUUCCCCACCAUUCUCCUCGGGUGCAUAUGAACAUCCAUCUUGUUUUAUGGGGCCACCAAUGCCAAGACCUUUAGUGAUGCAACCACCUCUGAUGGGUUCCCCAACAUCGCCACAUGCUUUUAGACCAGAGGCUUUGUUCAGGGAGGUCACCAAACAUGUAAAGCCAAAGCUGGAUAGUCGAUUUGUUUUGGACGUCAAUGUGAUAGAUGGUACAAUGAUGGCUCCAUCUACUACAUUUACAAAAAUCUGGCGGAUGCGCAACAAUGGCACUGUAGUGUGGCCCAAGGGGUCUCAACUAGUUUGGAUUGGAGGAGAUCACUUAUCUGAGUCUCAUUCAGUUUACUUAGAGGUUUGCUGAAACUCCCAUGGUUUACUCUUUUAUUCUUUUUUGAGAUAUUUAUUUGCAUGGCAGUGUUUUGAGUGCUCUCCUGGUCGUUACGUUUCAUACUGGAGGAUGGCAUCUCCAUCUGGACACAAAUUUGGCCAGCGUGUUUGGGUACUCAUUCAGGUUGAUGCUUCCCUCAAGGAUUCUUUUUAUGAUAGCUCUCAAGGUCUGAACUUGAAUGUUCCUCUUGAUGUUAGUGGCUCUGGAGGGCCCCAAACUAUAGAUAUUAAUGUUCAACCUCUUGAGGAUGAUGCAUUUCUUCAAAACCUGAAUCCUAUUGCUCCCACCAAAGCUGUGAAUCCAAUGGCUGAUAAACAACCAAGGCAGGAACUGGAAAAUAGACUCCUCCCUGUUGAUGCUACAUUUGUUGGCCCCGUUGCAUCCUCUCCUGCAAUUUCUUCAGCUGCUGCUUAUUGUGCCUCAGCCCCUGCAACUGCUGCAACAUCUUCAGAUGCUUCCUAUCCCAUUAUUGAUCUAUCUGAAACAGCCCCAACUGCAACGUCUGAUCAGCAAUUCUCGGCUGUCGAUACACAGUCAACAUCCAUGGGAUUGGGAGGAAAUGGUUCUGUCGAAGAGACACUCCUUAAAGAACUGGAGGAGAUGGGUUUCAAGCAGGUUGACUUGAAUAAAGAGAUCUUGAGGAUGAACGAGUACAAUCUGGAGCAGUCUGUGGAUGAUCUCUGCGGUGUUUCUGAGUGGGACCCUAUCCUUGAGGAGCUGCAAGAGAUGGGAUUCCGUGACAACGAGAUGAACAAGAGGCUGCUCAAGAAGAAUAAUGGAAGCAUCAAGCGCGUUGUUAUGGAUUUAAUCAAUGGAGGAGAAUAGGCUUAUCUGAAGUAUUUCUUAUAUAUAUACGCUAAUACUAAUAAACAAAAUAAGUGUCAAUCAUGCUACUAUAUAUAUUCGCCAGGUACUUUUAAUUGUCUCCUUAGAUCUUAGUUGAAGUUGCGCUGUCGAGCUAUUUACAACAGCUUUUGGUUAUUUUGGGGUUAUGUAUUAUGAAUUUUUUUCCCCCGGACAAGAUUAUGUAUGAUGUUGACUUUGCUUUAAUAUGUAUAUAUUAUAUUAAGCUUAUAUGUA